AUGUCCCCUCUUACUAUGCGGUCACCAACUUUAACAUUGUCACUUGUCCCUCUGGACCAGCAGGGACUUAUUGAAACUGAUCCAGAAUAUAACAGGUUCCAGACCUUAGACCAUAGCAGGUUUCAAUUCCUGAGAAAUUGUUUAUGGAUGCAUGAACAAGAUAUAAGAAUUCUUGUUGCAUUCAAAAUUCGUGCCACGAAACAGGGUCAGAAAUUCUUGAAGACUAAAAUAUUGGAGAACACUGAUAUGAAAAACCCAUGUGUUAGUACAAAUAUCCAAAGAGCCACUAAUGUUGUAUAUCAAGCUCAUCAUGUCAGCAGGAGCAAAAGAGGCCAAGUUGUGGGUACAAGAGGUGGAUUUCGAGGCUGCACAGUGUGGCUAACAGGUCUUUCUGGUGCCGGUAAAACAACUAUUGGCUUUGCUCUGGAAGAAUAUCUGCUGUCUCGUGGCAUGCCUUGCUACUCUCUGGAUGGGGAUAACAUUCGGCAUGGUCUGAACAAAAACCUAGGUUUCUCAACUGAUGACCGAGAAGAAAACAUCCGCCGUGUUGCCGAGGUUGCCAAACUGUUUGCCGAUGCUGGUCUUGUUUGCAUAACUAGUUUCAUUUCCCCUUUUGCAAAGGAUCGUCAAAACGCAAGGGAAAUUCAUGAAAUGGCUGGUCUUCCUUUCUUUGAAAUCUUUGUAGAUGCUCCUCUAAAUAUUUGUGAAAGCAGAGAUGUGAAAGGCCUUUACAAAAAAGCAAGGGCUGGAGAAAUCAAAGGAUUCACUGGGAUUGAUUCAGAGUAUGAGAAACCAGAAUCUCCUGAACUAGUGUUGAAGACGAACAUUGCUACAGUGAGUGAAUGUAUCCAGCAGGUUGUGGAGCUGCUACAAGCACAAAACAUUGUUCCCAAAACUGUGAUUAAGGAUGUUCUUGAACUGUUUGUACCUGAAAAUAAGAUUGACCAGACCCGAGCUGAUGCUAACAUGCUGCCUACUCUAGAGAUUACCAAGUUGGAUCUUCAGUGGGUCCAAGUCCUGAGUGAAGGCUGGGCCACACCACUGAAAGGAUUUAUGCGUGAGACAGAAUAUUUGCAAGUUAUCCAUUUUGGCACCCUCAGGGAUGGAAAGGGUAGAGUUGGUAUAGCUCUAGUUGAUGGCGUUAUUAAUCUGAGCAUUCCCAUUGUGCUCCCUGUUGCUACGGAAGAUAAGGAACGGCUGGAUGGCUGCACUGCAUUUGCACUUGAGUAUAAUGGCCAAAGGGUAGCAAUCCUCAGAAACCCAGAGUUCUAUGAACAUAGGAAGGAGGAGCGCUGUGCGCGUGUGUGGGGGACAACCUGUGUGAAGCACCCACAUGUCAAAAUGGUGAUGGAAAGUGGGAAUUGGCUGGCUGGUGGUGAUCUUCUUGUGUUAGAGAAAAUAAAAUGGAAUGAUGGACUGGACCAAUACCGCUUGACACCACUGGAGCUCAAACAGAAGUUUAAAGAAAUGAAUGCUGAUGCCAUAUUUGCAUUUCAACUGCGCAACCCUGUCCACAAUGGUCAUGCUCUGCUCAUGCAGGACACCAAAAGCCAUCUGCUGGAAAGAGGUUACAAACAUCCAGUGCUUCUGCUGCACCCUCUAGGAGGCUGGACCAAAGAGGAUGAUGUGCCACUAGAGUGGCGAAUGAAGCAGCAUGCAGCCGUGCUUGAGGAACAUGUCCUAGACCCAAAGUCAACUAUUGUUGCAAUCUUCCCCUCUCCCAUGUUGUAUGCUGGUCCAACAGAGGUUCAGUGGCACUGUAGGGCUCGAAUGAUUGCUGGAGCUAAUUUCUACAUUGUGGGCCGAGACCCUGCAGGCAUGCCCCAUCCAGAGACCAAGAAAGACUUGUAUGAGCCCACACAAGGAGGGAAGGUCCUUAGCAUGGCACCAGGCCUGGCCUCUGUGGAAAUCAUUCCCUUCAGAGUUGCAGCAUACAAUAAAGUAGAAAAGGCCAUGAUUUUCUACGAUCCAGAAAGGCACAAUGAAUUUGACUUCAUCUCUGGAACACGCAUGAGAAAGCUUGCUCGGGAAGGCGAAAAUCCACCUGAUGGGUUCAUGGCCCCAAAAGCUUGGAAAGUCUUAACUGAAUACUACAAAUCACUGGAAAAAAAUAUUAAUUCUAUUUUUCCUCAAAAAUAUGGGCACAGAAAGACAGAAUUGCUCCAGUCAGAACUCCAGGUGGCAUUUUGCCCUCAGGGCUUGGUGAAGAAAAAUCCCACCCACAGUCAUGAAGGGCUCCCACUCUAG
Emys orbicularis (European pond turtle) is the source of this 2247-nucleotide messenger RNA. It is a transcript of the gene PAPSS2, whose product is annotated as 3'-phosphoadenosine 5'-phosphosulfate synthase 2. Gene Ontology annotation, biological process: sulfate assimilation; 3'-phosphoadenosine 5'-phosphosulfate biosynthetic process. Lineage: Eukaryota; Metazoa; Chordata; Testudines; Emydidae. Gene Ontology annotation, molecular function: adenylylsulfate kinase activity; sulfate adenylyltransferase (ATP) activity; ATP binding. The transcript has 15 exons. Bases 1 to 2247 code for a protein of 748 amino acids. The record is from RefSeq and is a predicted model, not a curated record.